CCGCCAAAUUCGUAACCUCAUCAGAGAUUACUUUAAAAUCAAGUUUGAAGAUUAUAUUCUAUUAUACUGAAUAUUACCUGUAAAGUUCGAUUAAAGUAUAUAUAAAGUGUAUAAUGGUGAAAUAAUUCACAUUGAUUUUGAAAAACUAUCUUGUGAAGAGCUCAAUUAUGGCUUUGUUAUUCAAAAUAGAGAGUCUUUGUGAAGAAUUGACAUCCAAUAAAAUAACUGAUCGUAAAAAGGCUUCUUCUAAUUUUUUACAGACAGUACGAACUGAUGAAACAGUUAAAAAUUGUAACCAAAACGGAAAAAAAUAUUGGACACUGCUUAUUAGUUCUGUGCAUAAAUAUCUUUUAAAGGAAGCUGACAAAGCUUUUGAAGAUAAACGAAAGAAAGGAACUUUUUCUCAGCCAAAUGGAAGCUUGUUUUGUGAAAUUGUGAAACUAACCAUUUCAGAAGGGCGAGACUAUAGUGUGGACACUAUAGUUAGCUGCAUCAGCCAGUGUUUGGAAAGUGAUACAUUGAGUCAAUUUUGUAUUAUACAUUAUUUGAAUGCUCUACAAAGCAUAAUGUUACCUAAUGAAUAUAUUCGAUCCCACAUAGAAAUUUCUGAUUGGAAUGUCAUAUAUAAAAGAAUCAAGAAUAGAUAUAAAAAUGACGCAGAAAGUAAUGGAAAUAUUUCGAAAGAUUUAUUGAAUUCUCUUUCCCAUUAUAUAAAAUAUGGACCCCUUCAUGGCUUUUCUAUUGAAUUAUUGAGAGAACAGUUCCCUUUCAUUUCACAACUAUGUAAUAGCGUCAACAUUAAUUCUACAAGACCUAUUCAAAUUGCUAUUGUCGAAAUAAUGUAUCACUUUACUUUACAUACAGCUAAAGAUAGCCGAUCAUCUUGUUGUAAACUUGGAGAAGAUUCAUUCCAUUCUUUAAUUGGAUUAUAUGAGAUUCAAAACCCUAGAAAUGAUGGAAUGAAACUAAAAUUGGUGAAAUAUCUUUUACUCCAAUUUUCAUUGCAUCAUCCAAGAAGUAUACCUGAAGGCCACUCAGGUGCUUAUGCAUAUUCCUGGGAAAAAUGGAAUCAAUGUAUGAAAUCAAUAUAUAGAAAAUGUUACGAAGAUAUUACUCAUUGCUCCAAGUUCCAUUCACAUUGUGCCAAUACAAUGCCUAUUUGUAGCAAAAAAGAAAUCAAAUAUCUGCAGAAGGAUUUUGCUAGGCUUUUUGCAGAAUCAAUAAGACAUAUGGAAAUGACUCAAAGCCGAUCAGAACAAGGAUCAUUUGAAGAGAGGGAUAGGACUAAAAAACUGAAAAUGGAAUCACCUAUAACCGAUCUUAUAACUUCAAUUGAAAUGAGUCAAAAAUGGCCAUGGUUAAAUGUAAUGUGUAUGUUACUCAAAAUACAAUCAGACAUUCUUAAUACAUCACAAUUUUCAUCACUUCUACAAAUUUUAUCGAAAUUACAAGUGGAAUGUAAGGAUAGUUCCUUAGCGCAUCACAUCUACAACUGUUUAGUCCUACUUGAAAAUAUUCAGUCUUCACUAGGACUGGGUGAAAAUCCAGAGAUUCAGAAUACUUGGAGUAUCAUUAGAGAUACAGCCUUGAGGACGUUUGGAUUGAAUCAAAAUGAUCCCAGUUUGCAUAAUCUACUUCAGAGGCUUGUUAUAGGUGCAUACAAUAUCAGUUCAGAAAACAUAAUUCAAACAUACAUUUCUGAAGUUUUGGAUGUAACAGAACAUAAUUUGACAACUUUAGCUACAACUUUUGAUCGGUUGAAUUUCUCUCAAACUAGAACUCAGAAUGAACUACUGAUUAAAUGGAUUCUCAGCAAGAAUACUGUCGAAGAUUAUAAUUAUCUUUCCAAAAAUAUUACUGCAAAAAUUCUCGUUGGCCUGGUUGCUAAUAAGUGGCCUACUUCCAUACAAGAAAGAGAAGUUAAUGAGAUGAAAAGUGAAGAACAACCUUUUAAAGAAAUUGCAGAUAUUUAUCUGAAGCUUGGUUUUGAAACCUCUCUUACAUCACAUGAAAAUGAAAAACAACUCAAUAUAGUUGAAAACAAGCUGAGGAAAGUUACUUUACAAGAUGCCUUAUGUAUUUUUUUGAAGAAUUCACUGAAAACGUUGGUAAAAUCAUCUGAUUCUUGCAAUAGUAUAAAAAAGUUGAAGCAUUAUUUAAAUAUUACUGCACUUAUAAAGAAUAUUCUGAAUUAUUUACUUGAUUUCCAACUGAUCGAAGAAACUGGUCUGGACCAAAAUAUUUUAUUAGAAAUUAUGGUAUCAUUAUUGGAUAAAAUAAAUGACACUUUGUCUAUUUGCUUCAAUGAUAAAAAUUUUGAUGAUGUUAUCAUUUCUACAUUGAAUGAAUGCAUGAUUUGUUUCUGUGAAAUAUUUUCGGAUUCUUCAAGUUCUUAUCUUGAUGAAAAAAUUAGGAGGAUAAUAACGACAGACUUACUUAAGACCUUCUUUACUCUCCUUUUAGAACAAGACAGAGAGAAAAAAGUAGAUUUUAAAGAAUUGAGAACACCGUUAUUGAAUUUAAGGAAGAAUGUCAUAAAGGUUUUGGUCAUGUUUUCUUGUGGGCUGCGGAAAUUUGCCACACCUAAUCAGAAAUUUGUGUUUGAUGCCCUGGUAAAAUUAGAAUACGGCGUUGAUGAAUAUUCAAAUUGUGAUUUGCCUUUUAUAUUUCUGGAGAGUACUGCCAAAAGUAAGAUAGAAGAUUUGGGAGAGCAAAGAAUAGCAGCAGUAUUGAUGCUUCUAUACAAUUUGUGCACAACUAGAUAUCGAUACUAUUCUUGUGCCAAAAAUAUUUUGGAGUUUAUACACUAUUUUUCCACUAAUGUUGCAAAUGAUGGUUCAAAACAAUCAAAAGAUGACAUGAUGGAUAUGCUUUUUCCAUUUUACAUGGAACAUAAACGUUAUGGUCCUGCAUAUAGUGUUAUUUUAGUGAAUUGCAUAGGAAAAUUAUAUGAAAUUGAUACAAACCAUGACUUCGCCAAAUGGAGUGGCAGUGAAGUGGUUUUGAAAUUACCUGAAUUUUUGUGUAAUGACUACCUGGAAGUCAGAUUUGCUGCUAUACAGAAUAUCAUAAGAUUUUUCGAAGUAUCAUCGUCCAGAAAGAAAAUUGAGGAUAUUCAUUUACAGGAAAUUGUUUUCCAAAAUAUUUGUGAUAAGAGUGACAAAAUUUUUGAAGUAGAAGGGAACUUGACCAACGAAAGACAAAUAGAUGAAAUUGUUUCAAGAUCUGCCAGUGCAUUACAUGUCUUGAGUUCAAUAGUAAUAACGAGUCACCAAUGGAGAGAAAAUGCUUUGUUUGUUCUUUUCAAAAUAAUUUAUAAACGUCGACUAGACUGUUUUCCCAAAGUACUCAAGAUGAUUUCACAAUAUUUGAAUUUGAAAAAUGAAUCAGUAUUAUUGGAGAAAUAUUCAAAUGGUAUUUUAAGGAGAUGGUUAAAUGAAGAUCUCGGUCUGGAUGAUUUUCUUUUUUCUCUAUUUGGUUGCGACAAUAUGAAAGACUUUUAUGAAAAGAAUAUGAAUGAAAUUUUGCCAUAUUUGAUUGAAAAUAGGAAGGAACUAAGUAUUGUAGAAUCCACUGGAAAAACUUUGACUGUUAUUUUAGAAGAAUGUUUUUCCACUUUAUGUGUUAGAGGUCUAGUGUCCAAUAUUGCCGAGUUUUCUCAAAUUGAUUUUGAGAAUAAUAAUUUAUUCAUUUGUCUUAUGGAACACUGUGGACGCCAAGAAUUCUUGUUGAAUUUUGCAGCAAAAAUUGAUGAAAUACUAUACAAUUUAUUGUCAGCUGUUAAAGAUCAGGACGAUAUAUCAAAAAAAUUUGAUAUACUUUUAAUUCUUCCAAAAUCUGUUGAACAGAAUAUUACACUGAGAGACUUUUGUGAAGUGAUCGAUGUAAUUAAGGAUAAAGUUUGCCAUGGACAACCUUUGGUGCUUCAUUUACUCACAGAGAAAGUGAAUAAACUUCAGAAUAUAAUGAUGAAGCUAAAUAUAAAAAUACAUAAUUCCUUAGCUCUGAAUGACAAAUUAUUAGCUUUUCAUCAGUACACUAUAUUAAAUGAUAUGUGCAUGCAGUACUUCAGCUCAUCAGAUGCAAGAGAAUAUUUCAUAAGAGAUAUUUGUUAUGUACUAAUCAGAAUCAUCAAGAACAAUUCUGAAUUUUUAGAGCUCAGGGCAAGUGCUGUUAAAUAUUUCAAAACAUGUUUGGAUACUCUGAUUACAUUCCCUGAGAUUAUGCGAAAAAGUUUCAUACCAAUAGUCACAAUAUUCAUCAAUAUUAUCAUAGAUGGGAAGAAUGAUUUACUGACUGAUCUAACAUUAGAUCUCGUUAAAUAUUUGAUUAACGAUCACAUAGGAAUCUUUGAAGAUAUCAUCAAAUGUAUGGAUAAUUUACCAGAACACCAUUUGUUAUUGGAACUAUCUGAGGUUCAAUCUAAAUUGAAGAAAGUUGAUGAUGAAAUUUCCCUCAAAAAGGAGAUUCAAAAUUUCGUUGAUAAUGGUUACACCAAUAAAGAUUGUUCAUCUAAAAUAGAUACUCUGAAAAACUUGAAAAUGUACUUAUUCACUCUGAAAAGACAACUGAAAAACUUAUAUAGGGAUCUUAGUAAACUCAAUGGUUUUUCUGAAGAUUGUGAGAACAGUUUACUACACCAGAUGGUUAGUCUUUUGGUUGACUUAUGCCUCUCCAAGGACAAAGGCGUGAGUAUGGAAGCUUUGAAAUGUCUAGGAGAAUUGGGCCCAUCAGAUUUGAUGACUUUAAUAGUUAAACCAGAAAAACAAUUAUUUUUUGAAAAUUCUACUCCUCAAGAAUUUUUUACCGGACAAGUCAUAUCCUUGUUGAAUAUGUAUCUUAUCGAUGACAACAUUCAACUUAUUUGUCCAUCAAUGGAAAUUUUAUUCAGCGCUCUUAAUACUUCAGAAGGAAGAAAGGCAUUAGAAUCAGGGAAUGAUUAUGGGUAUGGUCCAUUACCCAAUGAGUAUUUCACCCCGUUUCUCAUUGGUAAGAAGCCUAAAUCCUUUAUUCCGAGUUUGAAAAAGAGCAUGGAUCAAUUGUUGUCUCAAAUUGAUUUGAAUCAUUUAUGGUGCCCAGAAGAAUCUGUCGAGUAUGAUGAGUGGAUAAAAAAUUUACUUUGCAAAAUAUUACAAACUAUAUCCGAUUGUUAUAUUCCCAAAUUAAUACCAAUUUGUGAAUUGAAGAUUGCAUUCUGUGAAGCAUUACUACCCUCGUUAGUUUAUCUUCUGGUCAGUUUAAAUAACAACAUUAAUACCAUAAUAACAAAAAAAAUAAACAAGUUUUUCGAAGGACAUUGGACUGCUAUUAUGACAAAUAAUAAGCAGAACCUCAUAGUUCUCAAUAAAAAAGCAGUAAAGGUGAUGUUGAGUGUUGUUCAUUUUGUAAGAGUGAACAGAAGCAAUUUAAAACAAGAGACAAGAGCAGAAGAUUUUGACUUAGAUUACUUGAAAAUUGCAAAAGCUGCUCAAUACUGUAGUGCAUACUUCACUUCAUUGUUGUAUACAGAGAUUUGGUGUCAUUCCAAAGUUGAAACAAUAGAUUCUUAUUCAUUCAAAAGUUCUAUAUUGGAUCUUAUUCAUGAAUCGGAUGAAGGAGAACUAUCGUUGGCUGUACUCAAUAUAUUAAGAUCAUCAUAUAAAGCAAUUGGAGACGAAGAUUCACUUCAGGGAUGUGGAACAUCUUUGCUAUUAAAUCCUCAACUUAGAAUAGAACAUUUCAAAGAUGUUGGAAUGUGGGAUCAAGCAAUAUUGUAUCAGAACCUUCAAAUAUCCCGCGAUGUUCCAACAUCUAAAGACAUGCUAAUUGAUAGUCUGAAGCACUGUGGAUUAUAUGAAACUUCAUUAAUGUGCAACGAUUCACUAAUCGCACCUGAUUAUGAAUGCAUGUGGCGUUUAGGUAAAUGGACCCUACCAGAAAUGAGAAAAUCAGUUGAUAAGAAAAAGGUUUCAUUCAACCACGAGAUGGAAAAGUACAAAUAUCUCAUUUUGAAGGCAGUGCACGAAAGAGAUGUUUUCAGCGUCAUGGAGCAUAUAGAGAGUGCUCGACUCUCAGUUGUAGGAAAACUGAAACAUACCAGUUUGGAAAGUAGCAGUAAUCUGUAUGGUAUUCUUGCUUACCUGCAGAGUUUCAAUGAAAUAGAGGAAUUCUUGAAUGCUUCUUCAAAUACAGAAGAUUUGAAUAUCGUCAUAAAAAAAUGGCAUCAUCAAGAUGAAAUUGAUAAAAGAUUUAUUUAUGUGGAACCAAUAAUCACUCAAAGAAUGAUUAUUCUGAGUGAUUUUCUACAAGAAUUCGAAGAUGUAACAUUCUAUAAAGAUCAUCUCAUUGAUUUUGCCCUGAAGUUAUCAGAGAAAGCAAGAUUAGAAAAUAUUAAUCAUUUUGGAAUUCGCGCAUUGAAUUUCGUAAGGAAUCUUCCGAAGCUCACCGAAAAUGAAGAAAACAGAAUAUUUUUGGAAGAUGCCCAGUUAUGUUGGGAAAGCAAUAACAAGCUUAUUGGCAGAAGGAUUCUCGACAAAAUAGCUGGAAAUGAAGAGAUUAAUCCGAAAUUAAAGUCUGAAGCACUGAAGUUGGUUGGUAAGUGGAGCGCCGAAUCUUACUCUGAACAUGCAAAUACCAUAAUCGAGAAUUAUUUGGAACCAUCACUGGUAUUAAUGAAAGAUUCUGAUAAAACAAAAGAUGAGUGGAAAUCUAUUUAUGAUACUUACGACACUUUGGGAAAAUUUGCAGAUAGGCAGUAUCAACAGGUUACAGCACACAUUGCGUCAGAUGUUUUUCAGAAAAAAAUCGAAAAUUUACAUAAAUCCAAUGAGACAAUAAAAAAUUUGCGAAAAGCAACAACACCAGAAGAGAGAAUUGCAAAAAUUUUUCAUGAGAAACAAAGCAGUAUUGACCAUACGGAAAUUGAAAAUACAAAGAAGGAAAAAGAUUACUUUUUACAUAUCGCCCUCAAGUAUUAUAUGAAAAACUUGGCAUGUAGUGAUAACUGCCAUUUGCAGAUAUUUAGAGUAAUGGCGUUAUUCUUGGAAAAUAGAACAUGUGCUUCCAUCAAAGAACUCAUUGAAAGAUACAUUCCAAAAAUACCAACCUAUAAAUUUCUUACUAUCCUACCUCAACUCAUUCCCCAUAUAGCAAUCAAAAAUACUGGGGAUAUGUUUUCUCUUAAAGCUAAUGAAAUAAUUGACAGAUGUGCAAGAGAACACCCACAUCAUACACUACCCAUAAUUUUAGCACUGGCGAACUCUCUAAAAGAUUCUGACUACAGUAAAAUUAAAACUAAAGUAUCUAUAAAUGAGGAUAGAGUUGCCGAAGCAAAAAAAAUCAUUAAGUCCUUGAAGAAUGACCCAGUUUUGAAGGGUAUAAUAAUUGGUUUAGAAAUUGUUUCUGAUGCAUUGGUUGAGCUUGCCUAUAUGGCAUCAAAGGAAAAAAGCAGAAAGUGUGAAAUACCAAAGAGAAGUAAAAUUGCGUCUAUUAAAAAUUUUCCUACAGUUGCGGUGCUAACUCAUAACUUACAAAUUCGAAAAAAUGGAAAAUAUGACGAUAUUGUGGGAAUAUAUAGUUAUGAAACACAGUAUAGCUUAGUAGGAGGGAAGAACGCACCCAAGAAGAUCAAAUGUAUAGGAACAGAUGGAAAUCCUUAUGAGCAGCUGGUUAAAGGCCAAGAUGAUCUUAGGCAAGAUGCUGUCAUGCAACAGGUUUUCACCAUAAUGAAUAGUUUGCUGUCAGCUAACAAACAUUCUUAUGGUUUGAAAAUUAGGACGUACAAGAUUGUACCACUUUCAAUGAGAAGUGGAGUUUUAGAGUGGGCCAAAAAUACGAUGCCUGUUAGUGCAUACCUCACAGGUGAUGGGGAAAUUGAAGGGGCCCAUCAAAGGUACAGACCUCAAGAUAAAAGACCCUCAACUUGUAGGGUAGAAAUUAAUGAUGCUGCGAAGACUAGUGCGGAAAACAGAUUGAAAGUAUUCAAUAAAAUUUGUAAAAAUUUUAAGCCUGUAUUCCAUAAAUUCUUUGAGGAAAAUUUUUUGCACCCUGCAGUUUGGUAUGAGAGAAGAAGGGCCUUCAUACACAGUGCAGCCACCACAAGUAUGGUGGGAUAUAUUUUGGGUAUAGGGGAUAGGCAUGUCAGUAAUAUCUUGAUAGAUAAAACUACAGCAGAAUUGGUGCAUAUUGAUUUUGGUAUUGCUUUUGAACAAGGUAGAACAUUGCCAACACCGGAAACGGUGCCCUUUAGGCUCACAAGAGACUUUGUUGAUGCUAUGGGUGUAUCUGGUGUAGAAGGAGCUUUCAAAAAAUCGUGUGAGAAAACUAUGACUAUUAUGAAGGACAACUACCAAACUAUUAUGGCCAUAUUAGAAGUGUUAUUGUAUGAUCCUUUGUAUAGUUGGACCGUGAGUGUAGCAGAAGCUAACAAACGACAGCGUGAUCCUCUUGAUGAUACUACACACUUUAGGACUUCACCCCAAUCUUGUGAAGCAGAUUUUUCGGUUAACACCACUGCACAAAGGGCCUUAAUGAGGUUGAAAGCAAAACUACUUGGUAUAGAGGAGGGAACUCCCAUGAGUGUAGAGCAUCAAGUAGCAGCACUGGUUCAUCAAGCUAUGGAUCCAGCGAAUCUGUCUAAACUAUAUUGUGGUUGGCAAGCAUAUUUGUAAGAGAAAAUAUUGUACAAUAAUGAUAAUAAGGAAAAGAUUGUUAAAAUUGAUAAAUGAUAUAUUUUUGUAGAUUUUGAUCAAUGUUGUGUUUGUGUUAAUUGUUAUUGUGUUCUUGAGAUAUUAUUACUUUUGAGAUUACAUAUUUUUAUAUCGAAA
Molecule: messenger RNA, 8804 nt
Organism: Coccinella septempunctata (seven-spotted ladybird)
Lineage: Eukaryota; Metazoa; Arthropoda; Insecta; Coleoptera; Coccinellidae
Gene: tefu
Product: serine-protein kinase ATM
Exons: 32
Coding region: 168-8648 (2826 amino acids)
Biological process (GO): DNA repair
Molecular function (GO): protein binding; protein serine/threonine kinase activity
Source: RefSeq, a predicted model, not a curated record